Molecule: messenger RNA, 756 nt
Organism: Suillus subalutaceus
Lineage: Eukaryota; Fungi; Basidiomycota; Agaricomycetes; Boletales; Suillaceae
Exons: 5
Coding region: 1-756 (251 amino acids)
Source: RefSeq, a predicted model, not a curated record
AUGCCGAUUGAUAUUGCAAGAUAUAGCAAAUUGAUCUCCCCAAAGGACACGGGGCGUAAUGAAGAGAGAGAGGAAAAGUUGCUUGAGAGGUGUCCUCCUGGCCAUGAGGGCACAAAGUUGAUCGACAUACCCGCGACAAUUCUUGAUGCAUCCGGUGCCAUCAUCGCAUGGUACCUCCCAGACGCCUUGACCGAUGCCACCCAGAAUCAGUCCGAUCCGGAGCCAUUGCGAAGGCCAGCAGCCAUUGCCACAGCGGCACUCAGGGUGAUGCAUCCUGAGCAGUACUGGGCAGGGUUGCAAGCCUUUGCGAGCCUCGGAGAAAAGGCACGAAGCAAGGAACUGCCGAAGAUGUCAGAGACUCUCCAGUACUGGGCAACGGUGUUUAACAGCCUCACCAUCAUAUGCAAUCAGGAAACCCCGAAUCAUCGAGACCCCUCAUCGAUUUCCGAAUGCUUCGAUAUUCUCACUAGCGUGGGGAAUUAUUCUAAUGCUCGGAUGAGUAUGCCAAGCCUGCAGCUGGAGUUAAGUGGAAGGGGAUCGAAUUGCCUGGGCAUGAUGUCAGGCACUCCAUACUCAACAUUCGGGUUUCGGGUCUUGAUAGUCGGGACUCGAUAUUCGAUUUCACCGACUACUGAGUACCGGGUUUCGGGUUUCGGUACACGGUACCCGGUACUUGAUAGUCGGGACUCGAUAUUCGAUUUCACCGACUACCGAGUACCGGGUUUCGGGUUUCGGUACACGGUACCCGGUACUUGA